Vespa crabro (European hornet) is the source of this 1141-nucleotide messenger RNA. It is a transcript of the gene Rpn11, whose product is annotated as 26S proteasome non-ATPase regulatory subunit 14. The record is from RefSeq and is a predicted model, not a curated record. Gene Ontology annotation, biological process: protein deubiquitination; proteasome-mediated ubiquitin-dependent protein catabolic process. Lineage: Eukaryota; Metazoa; Arthropoda; Insecta; Hymenoptera; Vespidae. Gene Ontology annotation, molecular function: metallopeptidase activity; protein binding; proteasome binding. Gene Ontology annotation, cellular component: proteasome regulatory particle, lid subcomplex. Bases 147 to 1085 code for a protein of 312 amino acids. The transcript is spliced from 6 exons.
CAAUACGCCGCGCUGGUGAGUGUGCACAUUUGAGAGUUGUCAGUUUAUAAGAAAUGAUUGGAUUAUACUUUCUUUUGUGCAGUUGAAUAUAGAACUAUACAUCAAUUAUUUAUUAACGUGAAUUUGAAUUAUUUGAUAAAGAAAAAAUGGAUAGACUUCUACGACUGGGUGGUGGUUUACCAGCUCCGUUGAAUCAAGGACCUCCACCAUCAGAUGCACCUGUCGUUGAUACUGCAGAACAAGUGUACAUUUCAUCACUGGCUCUUUUAAAAAUGCUAAAACAUGGCCGAGCUGGAGUACCUAUGGAAGUUAUGGGUUUGAUGUUAGGCGAAUUUGUAGACGAUUAUACUGUGCGUGUAAUCGAUGUUUUUGCCAUGCCACAAACGGGAACGGGAGUCAGUGUAGAAGCGGUUGAUCCAGUGUUUCAAGCUAAAAUGUUGGAUAUGCUUAAACAAACUGGUAGACCAGAAAUGGUCGUAGGUUGGUACCAUUCUCACCCAGGAUUUGGUUGCUGGUUAUCUGGAGUAGAUAUCAAUACACAACAGUCAUUUGAAGCACUUAGCGAAAGAGCUGUUGCUGUUGUCAUUGAUCCUAUUCAAUCAGUGAAAGGAAAAGUUGUUAUUGAUGCAUUUAGAUUAAUCAAUCCUAAUAUGAUGGUUCUAGGACAAGAACCUCGUCAAACUACAUCAAAUUUAGGUCAUCUACAGAAACCUUCUGUCCAAGCCUUAAUACAUGGGUUAAACCGUCAUUAUUAUAGCAUUAGUAUCAACUAUCGUAAAAAUGAAUUAGAGCAAAAGAUGUUAUUAAAUUUACAUAAGAAGACUUGGAUGGAUGGUCUCACUCUUGCUGAAUACUCUGAACAUAGUAGACUUAACGAAAAUAUUGUUUCUGAAAUGCUUGAACUUGCUAAAAAUUAUAAUAAGGCAUUGGAAGAUGAAGAAAAAAUGACACCCGAGCAAUUGGCUAUAAAAAAUGUCGGUAAACAAGAUCCAAAACGUCAUUUAGAGGAAAAAGUUGAUACACUUAUGGCUACAAAUAUUGUACAAUGUUUGGGAGCUAUGCUUGAUACAGUUGUAUUCAAAUAACUAUUUCUUAAAAUACAUAUUGAAAUAUGAUCUUUAAAAUAAAUUUUUUAAAUGGA